AUGAAGGGCAAGGAGGAGAAGGAGGGCGGCGCGCGGCUGGGCGCAGCCGGCGGAAGCCCGGAGAAGAGCCCGAGCGCGCAGGAGCUCAAGGAGCAGGGCAACCGGCUCUUCGUGGGCCGCAAGUACCCGGAGGCGGCGGCCUGCUACGGCCGCGCCAUCACCCGGAAUCCCCUGGUGGCAGUGUAUUACACCAACCGGGCACUGUGCUACCUGAAGAUGCAGCAGCACGAGCAGGCCCUGGCGGACUGCCGGCGCGCCUUGGAGCUGGAUGGGCAGUCUGUUAAGGCACACUUUUUCCUGGGGCAGUGCCAGUUGGAGAUGGAGAGCUAUGAUGAGGCCAUUGCCAACUUGCAGCGAGCCUACAACCUGGCCAAGGAGCAGCGACUCAACUUUGGGGACGACAUCCCCAGCGCUCUGCGCAUCGCCAAGAAGAAGCGCUGGAAUAGCAUUGAGGAGCGGCGCAUCCACCAGGAGAAUGAGCUGCACUCCUACCUCACGAGACUCAUUGUGGCCGAGCGUGAGAGGGAGCUGGAAGAAUGUCAGCGGAACCAUGAGGGUGAUGAGGAUGAUGGCCACGUCCGGGCCCAGCAGGCCUGCAUCGAGGCCAAGCACGACAAGUACUUAGCAGACAUGGAUGACCUCUUCUCCCAGGUGGACGAGAAGAGAAAGAAGCGAGACAUCCCGGACUAUCUGUGUGGCAAAAUCAGCUUCGAGCUGAUGCGCGAGCCGUGCAUCACGCCCAGCGGCAUCACCUAUGACCGUAAGGACAUUGAGGAGCACCUGCAGCGUGUGGGCCACUUUGACCCUGUGACCCGGAGCCCUCUGACGCAGGAACAGCUCAUCCCCAACCUGGCCAUGAAAGAGGUCAUCGAUGCGUUCAUCUCUGAGAAUGGCUGGGUGGAGGACUACUGA
Molecule: messenger RNA, 912 nt
Organism: Pipistrellus nathusii (Nathusius's pipistrelle)
Lineage: Eukaryota; Metazoa; Chordata; Mammalia; Chiroptera; Vespertilionidae
Source: the annotation of a GenBank genome assembly